This is a messenger RNA of Caenorhabditis remanei, 360 nucleotides long. RefSeq lists its product as uncharacterized. The transcript has 3 exons. Lineage: Eukaryota; Metazoa; Nematoda; Chromadorea; Rhabditida; Rhabditidae. The record is from RefSeq and is a predicted model, not a curated record. Bases 1 to 360 code for a protein of 119 amino acids.
AUGGGAGGAGUCACUUCGAAAGUAAACGUGGACGUUGUGCAAGACCAGGUGAAAAAAGAUCCCGUGGUGAUGUACACAAAAACGUCAUGCACAUUCUGUAAUAAAGCAAAGGAUUUGUUCGCUGAUGUGAAAGUCGCAUACAAAGAAGUGAACUUGGACAAUCUCAAAGCAGCUCAACCAAACGAUUAUCUCGGAAUUGUUAAUGGACUAGUUUACACGACAAGACAGACAAGUGUGCCUCAGAUCUUCAUUUGCGGCAGAUUCGUUGGUGGAUACACAGAACUUGAUGCUCUCCGCAAUUCUGGUCACCUCUUCGAAGCAAUCGCUCAAUGUACUGGAGAGAACGCCCCUCACGAAUAA